AUCCAAUCAUCUAAGUGACUUGACCCUCUUUGAUAUAUUCAUUUUCUAUAUCAGCGGCAGAAAGACGGAGAGAAGCAGACGAGAGGAAAGGAGCGGGACGAGUCUUUCACAAUGUCGCCAACUUGUUGAUGUUGCUUCGACUUAUUUUUUUAUCAGCCGUCAGCCUGGAGCUCCAUUCACUUCCCCUGUGUGUGGCAACCGCUUGACAGGCGUCACUCGAGGACCAGCCUCAACUGCUGUCUAUCAGUCUUUACACGCCUGAUGAAAUCCUCAGUCCAAAUCCUUACAGCAGCGAGCAACAACACGUUUUUGCUGGAUGUAAAGAUGCCAAAUUCUGUCAACUCCUUCCCGACGGACACUCUCAUCUCAAAAACCUUCCCUUUGGACUUUUUAUCUACCAGCACGUGGCCUACAGAGUCAUACGCAGCAGACAGCUUCAACACCAGCGUCAGCAACAUCAGCAAUGUUAGUACCAUCAGCGGAGCUGGCAUCCUUCGCUGCACCUAUAAGGAAGACUUCAAGCGUAUUUUACUCCCUACUGUUUACACUUUAGUCUUCUUGCUUGGACUUCCUCUAAACGCUGCUGUCAUACUGAAGAUAUGGAGGACUCGACCCAACCUGUCCAAAAACAACAUCUAUAUGCUCAACUUGGCCAUAGCGGACUUCCUGUAUGUGAUGUCACUUCCUUUGCUCAUCUACAACUAUGGCAGUCAUGACUACUGGCCAUUUGGGGAGUUUGCCUGUAAACUAGUCAGGUUUCAGUUCUACAGUAAUCUGCAUGGCAGCAUCCUCUUCCUCACCUGCAUCAGUGUGCAGCGCUACGUGGGCAUUUGCCAUCCUCUGGCGAUGUGGCACAAGCAAGGUGGUCGCAGGUUGGCGUGGUGUAUCUGUGGAGCGGUUUGGCUGGUGGUCACCGUCCUGUGCGCGCCAACUUUUCACUUCGCUGCAAUCGGAACUCAGCGAAACCGCACUGUGUGUUAUGAUUUAAGUACGCCAAAGAAAUCAGUAGACUACUAUCCUUAUGGCAUGGCGCUGACCUGCCUCGGCUUCUUGUUGCCUUUCAUGGGUGUGAUGGUGUGCUACUGUCGGAUGGCCCACAUCCUCUGCCGCCCUGUGUCCUACCAGGGUGUCUCCAUGGCGACUGGGGAGAAACGGGACAAGGCGGUGAGGAUGAUCAUCGUGGUGGCCGCAGUGUUCUGCAUCAGCUUCCUGCCAUUUCAUCUCACCAAGACCAUGUACCUGGUCAUUCGUACUCUGCCUAAUGCGCCCUGCGAGACGAGAAACUUGUUCUCAAUCAUCUAUAAAAGCACCCGGCCAUUUGCCAGCAUGAACAGCUUUCUGGACCCUAUUCUGUUUUACUUCACCCAGCCUCGCUACCGCCGGAGCACCAGAAGGUUUGUACUCAAAGUUACUACCCUCAGGGACAAGGGCACCAGUGUGUGAGCCGACAGUGGAUCCCAAACUGCAACAGUAUUUCUUAAAGCUACAACAGUGGUGGAUCCAAGGAGGCUGCAAAGUCGUGCAUGUUUGGUUGCUGAGUUUUUUCAAACACAUUUCCUCGUGCAUGUUCUAAUCUAAUGUAAGUCCUUUAUUAUUUUACCUUUCAUUCACCGCAAAGACGAACUGUACCUUCCUAUGAGGGUCUGAAGAUUUAGAGGUAUUGACACAUCAAAAUCCUUCUGAACUAUGGCAAGCCACAUUAUGCAAAGAUAUCCACAUAUGUAUUGUGGAUUUGUUUUUGUCUUCCUUUCCCUUUUCCCUCUUUUUAUUUUUGUUUUGUUUUUGCUUAU
Plectropomus leopardus (leopard coralgrouper) is the source of this 1790-nucleotide messenger RNA. It is a transcript of the gene p2ry6, whose product is annotated as pyrimidinergic receptor P2Y6. The record is from RefSeq and is a predicted model, not a curated record. Gene Ontology annotation, molecular function: G protein-coupled UTP receptor activity; G protein-coupled UDP receptor activity; G protein-coupled ADP receptor activity. Gene Ontology annotation, biological process: phospholipase C-activating G protein-coupled receptor signaling pathway; cellular response to pyrimidine ribonucleotide. NCBI's taxonomy places the organism in Eukaryota, Metazoa, Chordata, Actinopteri, Perciformes, Serranidae. Gene Ontology annotation, cellular component: plasma membrane.